Messenger RNA from Plasmodium cynomolgi strain B, 643 nucleotides. RefSeq lists its product as hypothetical. Lineage: Eukaryota; Apicomplexa; Aconoidasida; Haemosporida; Plasmodiidae. The record is from RefSeq and is a predicted model, not a curated record. The annotation marks the transcript as partial. The transcript has a single exon.
AUGGAGGGCGAGCCCAAGUGCACUCCCCAGGGCAGCGCGGGGGAGGAAGCCAAAUAUGGAAAGAGAUUCGUGGCUGAGAACUGCGGAGUCUACAUGAAUAAAAUGAAAAACGCAGGAGUUGUGUGUAACAGAAUAACGGAAUUAAAUAUCAACUCACGAAAACAAAUUUCUAUCGUAAAGAGUGACAGCUCACAAAUGAAAGAUAUCCUAUCACAUGGACACGACAAAAUAAUUGAAAUGCACCCAGCCAAGAGACCACUCACCUCCUACUCCACAUAUGAAAACCAAAGUAAGUACUUCGAAACCAAGUUAGUCCCAGACUUACAAGGAAAAAUGAGCAUAUGUGUAGGGAGAAAAAGCGGAAGUGCUACAGUCAAUAUCGAUAUUGAUGAAUAUGAUUUGGGUAAAACAUACAACACGUGGAAAAGAAUUUUUGAUAAAUCUUCUCUCCAAAAUAAAUCCAAUUUAGUGAACAAUCUUUUUCUGACUGUACAUGAGGAAGCUGAUAGAAGUGAUAAGCUUCCUGUCGUUAAGAAUCGGAACCCUCCAUAUGCCAAUCCUGAUGGACCAUUCGAAAAGGAACGAUUGGAUUUACCCAAACAGGCGAGAGACAAUCUGGACAGAACCCUGACUCCGCUUGAUU